Rotaria sordida is the source of this 213-nucleotide messenger RNA. Lineage: Eukaryota; Metazoa; Rotifera; Eurotatoria; Philodinida; Philodinidae. The record is from the annotation of a GenBank genome assembly.
AUGGAAUUCAACUAUCGUCCUUGUAAUUUAGCAUAUUAUACAACGUGGUGGUUACCUUCAAAGUCUUCAACUUCAAUUCAAACGACAGUAUUAUCAGCUCAGAAUUCAAAUAAAUUCGAUGAUGAGUCUAUUACUAUCCAACAGAAUAUCCAUCGAGAUGAAUCACAAUCAAAUUGUUGUAUUCCAUUUAAAAAAUGUCGAAUAAAACGAUAA